ACUGUAAGCAUAGGACAGGCUGAGUCGUGGUGACCUAAGGCGCGCGCGUCUCGAGCAUGUGGCAAAAGCCCAGUGCGCCUCCAAAGCAAUGCCCUGGAUUGCAGCUGACCACAAGAGGGAGGAAGGAGCUGCAGGAUGCAUAUCCGCGGCUUGAAAGCCUGUCUUUCCCGCGCAACGAUUGCGGCAAGACCGUGGAGCUGGCCUGUGGGCGCCGGCUGGGCUACUGUGAACACGUCGACCCAAACACGCCCACCGCCCAGCUGCGCAACGUCGUUCUCCUGCCGGGAGUGCCCGGAAGCCGUCUCUUCACUCACCCCUCAAUCACGGCCACUGGCUUUGUUCCCGGCUGGCGCCUGGUGGUGUUGGAGCGGCCAGGCCUGGGGCUGAGCGAUGCACCGCCUGAAGGCUAUACGUAUACACAGUUUGCGGCUGACUUCAGGGAGUUCUGUCAACUGAUGGGGCUGCGGCGUGUGGCGGUCAUUGGAUUCAGCGCCGGUACGCCCUUCGCCACAGCCAUCGCCUGCACAUGCCGAAGCGAUGCAGCAGGGAGCGCGGCGGCGGCGGGCGGGGUCACGGAUCCUGCUGCUGCCACGCUUGCAGCGGGUGCGGUGGAGGUGCAGGUGGCAGGGAGCGCUGGCGCGGAGGAGGAGGCCGGCCCGCCGGUCGUAGUUGCUGGCGUGGCUCUGGUUUCAGCCAUCGGACCCCCCGACACGCCCAACAAGCGGCAAGGCAUGGCAAUGCUGUUCCAGUUCGCCUACUGGGCCUGCGCCUACGCGCCGUGGCUGGUGGGGUUCAUUGUGCGGUCGGAGGCGGCGGCGCUGCGGCGGCGGCCGGUGCACGCCAUGCGCGAGGCCUUCAAGCCCUACAGCGGCGCGGCGGACGUUGCGGCGCUCAAGCGGCCAGAGGUGGAGGCGGCGUUCCUGGAGAGCGGCCUGGAGCUGUACAGCCGCGGCCAGGAGGCGGCGGUGCUGCGCGAGAACCUGCAGUUCGCGGCGGCGCCCUGGGGGCUUGACCUGGGCGCCUGCAGCACCCGCGUCGCCAUCUGGCAGGGUGGCCAGGACCGCGGCUGCACUGUGCCCAUGGCGCAGCACCUCGCGCAGCAGCUGCGGGGCAGCAGCGGCGGGGGCGCGGGCGGCAGGGCAGGAGGUGGCGAGGGUGAAGCUGGAGCAGGCGGGGGAGGUGGAGGCGGUGGGGGCGGGGGCGGGGGCGAGGCAGGCUCUGCAUCCCCGGCAGCUGCAGCUCCAGCCAUGCAGGGGGGUGGGGCCAAGCCGGAGGAGCAGCAGGGGAGGGAGGGGCAGGAGGGGAAGAAGGAGGGGCAGGCGGAGGAGCGUGUGCAGCUGCACGUGCUGCCGGACCAGGGGCACAUGCUGUACUUUGACGUGUGGGGCCAGGUGGUGGCCUGGGUGGACGAGUGCUUGGCGAGCCGUUGACCAGCAGCUCCAGGCCAACAGAGGCGUGUUGCGAUCGGGCGUGAUGCGGGCGUGAGGGCGGUGGAGGGCGGUGGAGGGCGGUGGAGGAGGGCUGCGGGUUUGGAGGGUGGCUCAUGUGUGUGGUGCUGCUGCAGAGGCGCCGCUGCUGGGUUGGCGUGCACAGUUUGCCUGCACGUUUACUGGUCCUCGCCUUGGACGCUCCGGGCACGGUCUGCUUGUGUGUGCGUGGCAUGCACGCAAUGACAACGUGUCCGGGCACUGGGCAUUGCUGGGUGUAACACUGUAACAUUACAUGGCA
Messenger RNA from Chlamydomonas reinhardtii, 1728 nucleotides. RefSeq lists its product as uncharacterized. Gene Ontology annotation, molecular function: epoxide hydrolase activity. The transcript is spliced from 5 exons. The record is from RefSeq and is a predicted model, not a curated record. Lineage: Eukaryota; Viridiplantae; Chlorophyta; Chlorophyceae; Chlamydomonadales; Chlamydomonadaceae. Bases 57 to 1430 code for a protein of 457 amino acids.